AUGGCUCAGAACAACAACCUCCCAGCAAACUUGUCCGUGUUACGUCAUCAAGACGAUCACAUCACAAACCACAUUUGGGAAGGAAACGAGAGGGUCCUCCGACCACGACGCCAUUCUAUCUGGAUACUAAAACAUACUGAUCUUAUUGACCCUAGGGUUAGAAUGGUAAUUGAUGCAGCUGGUUUUGGUCACGUUCUGAAAGUGAGUAAUAUGGAAAUUAACCACCUAAUGGUAACAGCAUUAUGUGAAAGGUGGAGGACUGAAACUCACACCUUCCACAUGCCACUCGGAGAAACAACUGUUACCCUGGAAGAUGUUUCACUACAACUGGGGAUGCCAAUUGAUGGUGAACCUGUCACCGGUGGAACUUCAGGAAACCUACUACAACUGUGUCAAGAUUUAUUGGGGGAUAUUCCUCCCGAAAAUAUGUUUACAGGUAACCGAAUAAAGCUAUCAUGGCUGAAUAGCAGAUUCCGAGAAUUACCGGAUGACGCAACACUGGUUACAGUUGGACAGUAUGCACGAGCACACAUCCUCAUUUUGAUUGGAUGCAUGUUGAUGCCUGAUACAUCAGCCAGUCUCGUGCAUUUUAUGUUCUUGCCAUUGUUAGCAGAUUUGGAGCAUAUUUCAAAUUUUAGUUGGGGUUCCGCAGUAUUGGCAUGCCUCUAUCGUGCACUGGAUCACAGCACAAAAUUCCAUCAAGACAACAUUGGUGGAUGCAUGUUAUUGCUCCAGUGUUGGGCAUGGGAGAGAUUUACAUGCAUCUCUCCAGAAAUACAAGCAGUCACGGAGGACGAGAUUGUGGCUGGGCUUGCGUUUCCCUUAAGUGUGAGAUGGUGUCGGCAAACACGUUCUCUGUUCCAUGACCAAACAACUGUGGUUGGCUUCCGGAAAAAAUUUGAUCAAAUUCAACCAAAGCAGUUUUUAUGGACACCAUAUCGACAGCCACAUGUUAAUCGCAUGAUAAUAAUAAAUGUUUCUCCAAUUAGUCGGGCCUUGGUUCCUCUUAUUUGUUUUGCGACGGUUGAAUUUCACCAAGUUGACCGGGUAGUUAGACAGUUUGGUUGGCGACAAAACAUUCCAUCCGACCCGAUGAACCUGGAUGAGGGCGAACCUUUCACCAAAAGCGGUCAUCUGCGUGAUAACUCGCCCUACAUGCAAUGGUACAUAAAUCAUACCAUCCGGUAUAUCACGACUAAUGCACAAUCAUCCGAUGAUGAAUAUGACAUGCCGGAGCAAUAUCAGAAUCCGCCUUCACAUCAGCAGUUUCGUCCGGAUACACCCUUUUCCGGCCUCCUUCACUCACAAAAUGUAUCUGCUGGAUUUGGGAAUUGGGAUCACAGAAUGCAUCCUCCAUCGUCAUCUCAACAGGUUCCCAGUUCAUAUGGUUUUUUUCCAGCACCUUCAAACUUUGGAUCAGGUCCAGCGCAAUGUUAUGGUGGUUCAGGUGGCCCGUAA
Vigna unguiculata (cowpea) is the source of this 1458-nucleotide messenger RNA. The record is from RefSeq and is a predicted model, not a curated record. NCBI's taxonomy places the organism in Eukaryota, Viridiplantae, Streptophyta, Magnoliopsida, Fabales, Fabaceae.